Molecule: messenger RNA, 737 nt
Organism: Periophthalmus magnuspinnatus
Lineage: Eukaryota; Metazoa; Chordata; Actinopteri; Gobiiformes; Gobiidae
Gene: dynll2b
Product: dynein, light chain, LC8-type 2b
Exons: 3
Coding region: 142-411 (89 amino acids)
Biological process (GO): microtubule-based process; cilium assembly
Cellular component (GO): cytoplasmic dynein complex
Molecular function (GO): dynein light intermediate chain binding; dynein intermediate chain binding
Source: RefSeq, a predicted model, not a curated record
UGUGCUUUGGAGGGUGGGUCUAAAACGCAGGUUCUUUCUUUUCUGGAUGAACAGGACAUCUCCUAAACCUGCACCUUUUAGGAAAGUGGUUGCUCAAUCAUUUAAGCUUCUAAAAGACAAGUAAAGUCAAAAGUGGCCACCAUGUCGGAGAAAAAAGCUGUCAUAAAGAACGCAGACAUGUCCGACGAAAUGCAGCAGGACGCAGUGGACUGUGCCAUGCAAGCCAUGGAAAAAUACAAUAUAGAGAAAGACAUAGCUGCUUAUGUCAAAAAGGAGUUUGACAAGAAGUACAACCCCACCUGGCACUGCAUUGUCGGAAGAAACUUUGGAAGUUAUGUGACACAUGAGACGAAGCAUUUUAUUUAUUUCUACCUCGGGCAAGUGGCUAUUCUGCUCUUUAAGUCCGGCUAACAAAUGAAUGUCCAACCUGUCAACUACAUCACAGACAUGCCUACCUCUUCAGUCCUCCUAUUUGGGCCUAAGGAGGUCCCUGAAACAUAGGAUCUCUGGAAAGUACAUUUUUUCAUGUUAACUUAUUUUGAUGAUAUGUAAGCUGCAGAACUGGUAUUUGUUGGAACUGUCUCAUUUUCAAGAAGCUGUUGCUUCAUACAAAAUGUUUCUAUAAAUGUGCACAAUAUUGUUUCCAAUUUUGUUGUCUUUUUUUUUUUAUCAUGUAAUCAUGUAGCUGCAGGAAUAUAAGUUUGAUUGCUGUUGUCUUUUGUAAUAUUUCAUGCAGC